Messenger RNA from Cyphomyrmex costatus, 1233 nucleotides. It is a transcript of the gene Rpb5, whose product is annotated as DNA-directed RNA polymerases I, II, and III subunit Rpb5. The transcript is spliced from 3 exons. The record is from RefSeq and is a predicted model, not a curated record. Bases 58 to 690 code for a protein of 210 amino acids. Gene Ontology annotation, biological process: tRNA transcription by RNA polymerase III; transcription elongation by RNA polymerase I; transcription by RNA polymerase II. Gene Ontology annotation, cellular component: RNA polymerase II, core complex; RNA polymerase I complex; RNA polymerase III complex. Gene Ontology annotation, molecular function: DNA binding. Lineage: Eukaryota; Metazoa; Arthropoda; Insecta; Hymenoptera; Formicidae.
CAAGAAUUUGUUAACCGGUUCAGCGUCUCUCCCUCGUGCUUGAAGGUUUUCUGAAAUAUGGAUGACGAGGAUGAAACAUAUAAAUUGUGGCGCAUCAGAAAAACCGUGAUGCAGCUGUGCCACGACAGAGGUUAUCUUGUUACGCAGGACGAGUUGGAUCAGACGUUAGAACUGUUCAAGGAACAGUUUGGAGAUAAACCUAGCGAGAAAAGACCGGCCAGAAGUGAUCUUAUUGUUCUUGUGGCGCAUAACGACGAUCCUACAGAUCAGCUGUUCGUCUUCUUCCCCGAUGAACCAAAAAUUGGCAUCAAAACCAUUAAAACAUAUUGCCAGCGCAUGCAAGAAGAGAAGAUCCACAGAGCAAUAAUUGUAGUCCAGCAAGGCAUGACACCAUCGGCUAAACAAUCGUUGGUAGAUAUGGCACCAAAGUAUAUACUGGAACAAUUUCUGGAAUCUGAAUUACUAAUAAACAUUACUGAACAUGAAUUGGUGCCUGAGCACAUUGUUUUAACUCCGGAUGAGAAAGAGGAACUAUUGACAAGAUAUAAACUUAAAGAAAAUCAAUUGAUGCGAAUACAAGCUGGUGAUCCAGUGGCACGAUAUUUUGGUUUGAAGCGUGGACAAGUUGUUAAAAUAAUCAGACCGUCUGAAACCGCAGGAAGAUACAUAUCCUAUAGGUUGGUUUGUUGAAGAGAGAAAGAUAAAGAGUAAAUAAGAAUUAAGACUAAAUAGCGAAACUCUUUCAUAGACUAAGAAAAGAGUGUACAUUAUUUAUUAAAUUUAAAAAGAUAAUACUUAUUAAAAUGUAAAAGAGAAGAUGCAGUUCAAAAUUUGUCAUUUAUUGCAGCAGCAUUUUAUAAUGGUGCAUUAUACAGUUUUCACACACAAAUACAGAUCUCUAAAAUGUGUUCUUACCUUUCCAUUAUUUUAAUGCACUAUUGGCAAUUCUAUGCGUAAAAUGUAUAUUUCGUUUGCAUAGUUCAUUAGCUCACACUUAUAAUCAAUAUUAGGAUAUAGCUUAAGUUUAUAAGAAACAACAAUCGGUACAAAAAAGACUGCGACUUGCAACGGUCGCUCAUAAUCUGGUUAGGGCAGACAUUAUUUCGAGUUAUUAUUAUUAUUAUACAUCGCUUGGUCCAAAAGUAUCAUUCUAUAUACGGUAUAUUCUGACAUAAAAGUAUAUCAGUAGCAGGAUUUCCUUUCUUUCAGUGUAUCUAUAAUGUUUUUUAUAUA